This is a messenger RNA of Dreissena polymorpha, 1530 nucleotides long. Its product is annotated as alpha-mannosidase 2x-like. The record is from RefSeq and is a predicted model, not a curated record. The coding region runs from base 1 to 1530 and encodes 509 amino acids. The transcript has 3 exons. Gene Ontology annotation, molecular function: alpha-mannosidase activity. Gene Ontology annotation, biological process: N-glycan processing; protein deglycosylation; mannose metabolic process. NCBI's taxonomy places the organism in Eukaryota, Metazoa, Mollusca, Bivalvia, Myida, Dreissenidae. Gene Ontology annotation, cellular component: Golgi membrane.
AUGAACAGCGUUUUGGACGCGCUAUCACUCACUUCCGGGUUUCAACUGCCAGUCACCACGACAGCGGCGAUGUCUCGUGCCGACAAAACACAGACGGUUCCUGACACGGAACCACUGCAGGUUAUUGUAAUCCCGCACUCACACAACGACCCCGGCUGGAAGAAGACCUACAGAGAGUACUUCGACGACCAGACGACACACAUCCUGUCUUUGAUGGUCAAGAAGCUUCACGAGUACCCGGAUAUGACGUUUAUUUGGGUAGAGAGUACCUUCCUGGACACCUGGUGGCUAAACCAGACGCUGGAGACCCGCAGCCGCUUCAAGGAACUCGUCGACAGCGGGCGAUUGGAGAUAGCUUCCGGUAUGUGGGUGGCACCGGACGAGGCAUCUCCGCAUUAUUUCGCGCUUGUUGACCAGAUGAUCGAGGGACACUACUGGGUAAAAAAGAACCUGGGGAUCGUACCCGAGUCGUCGUUGAAUUACGACCAGUUUGGGUACUCAAGCACCAUGCCGUAUCUUAACAAGCUCGCAGGAAUCAAGCACGUGCUCAUUAAGCGAAUCAACCGAUGGGUCAAGGAGAAGUUGGGGACGCAGCAUCGGAUGAAUUUCCGGUGGCGACAGAUUUGGGACAGCCAGGGGCUCGAUGACAUCUUUGCACAUGUAGACACGUACGAGUGGAUGAGCAUAUCCGACAGCUGCGGUCCAGACAGACCCACUUGCAUGAAACUGGACUUCAAAGAGCAGCCGGAUCUUCCGGAUCCCAAUAAGCCGGUUCCCCCCGCGGGUGGUCGAAUUCCGCUGGAGACAUUGGCAAACUCCCUCGUGGAGCAGUUCCGUCUGAAGAAUGCAAACUACAAGUACAACGUCAUGAUGCUUCCUCAUGGCGGUGACUUCCGGUUUGACACAGAGUACGAAUGGGACAAGCAGUACCGCAACAUGAAGAUAUUCAUGAAAUACGUCAACGAGCGCAAGGAUUUUAACGUCCAGAUGCGUUUUGGUACGCUGAAGGACUUCUUUAUGGAAGUUGAUAGACAGACCGAAAAAUAUGGCCUAAAUUACCCAGUGGUUACUGGAGACUUUUACUCGUACACGGAAAACCAAGAUUACUGGACUGGGUACUUCACCACGCGUCAGUUCAACAAGCGUCUUGGUAGGGAGGUUCUGGAGAGUCUGCGGAGCGCCGAGCUUUUCGCCGCCGUCGCCAUCAGCGGUCACGUUGACGGUCAAGUAAGACAGCAGAUUCUGAGCGAUCUGGUGAUCGCGCGCAAAAAUCUCGGCAUUUUUCAGCACCACGAUGCCAUAACGGGAACCUCCAAAAAACACGUGGCGCGCGACUAUGAACUGUUGCUGACGUCAGCGUUUACGUCAUCACAGCGCGUACUGGCUACCGCCGUGCAGCUGCUGCUUAGUGGUGAUGGGUCCAAUUCUAAACUUUCCGGUCUCAUGCCGCUGUUAGCGAGGCCAACUGAGAAUCGGCUUACUAGGACUACAGAUGAUGGGGAGGAAAUUCAGAAAAGAUUUACCCUUUGA